AUGAGAGAUCGGAUCGACUUGUUUGAGCGAAGUCACGAUGCGAACUCCCUUAAGCAGGAGAAGCUGAAAUAUAGGAAGGCGCAACAAUAUCAAAAUCGGUGGGUACGGGAGAAAAGAGACCAGAAAAUCAUCAUCCGGGGAAAUGAAGAGCCGGCGCACUUAGAAAAUGACAUUUGCACACGCGCUUAA
Molecule: messenger RNA, 189 nt
Organism: Penicillium crustosum
Lineage: Eukaryota; Fungi; Ascomycota; Eurotiomycetes; Eurotiales; Aspergillaceae
Exons: 2
Coding region: 1-189 (62 amino acids)
Source: RefSeq, a predicted model, not a curated record